Molecule: messenger RNA, 240 nt
Organism: Linum trigynum
Lineage: Eukaryota; Viridiplantae; Streptophyta; Magnoliopsida; Malpighiales; Linaceae
Source: the annotation of a GenBank genome assembly
AUGGGUGUCGAAUCUGCCGUCCGAAAAGGUUCCUCCCGGCCAGCCGCGCCCGAAGGUUUCGAAGCUGCCGUCGAGGAUGUUCGUCCCUGCGCCGCGCCCGAUGUUCGAGAUGUUGACAAACUGCGGAGCUGGGGAAUCGACUCCCCUCUGUUCGUCGGGGAAGAGAAUAGGAGAAUCGGGAGAAAGGUUAGGGUUCUUGAGUUUAUUUGGGGGAAGUCGAGGGAGGGAGGGAAGGGGUAA